AUGCCUAAUUGGUUUAAUCGCCCUCUUCAAAUGCCCCGAGUAAAACACUCGACAUUUGAUUUGUCUAACGACUUGAAAACCUCUAUGCGUGGAGGUUUCCUUACUCCAGUCGGUGUUGAGGAAAUUAUCCCUUCCGACAAGCUGCUGAAACAUAACACCGAGGUGUCUUUAGUUACAGGCACAAAAGUUAAUCCGUUUAUAAACGGAAUUUUCGACUAUCUUGGUUAUGAUGUCUAUGGACUUUGUGACACUACGCAGGAUGAUGAAGAUAUUUGGAUUCAUAAAAUGAUGAUAGAUAAUCCUCUCCCUUUCUUGUCUUACCUUUGUAUUGUUCGUGAUUGGUACUGCGAUAGCAAUCUCCAGAAGGCAACUAUGAACGAUAUAGAUGAGAUUAUAGAGCUUUAUCGUGUUGCAUGUGCUGAGGGUCAUUAUCUACCUUCAUCGGAGUGGCUUCCAGAUGGACAAGAAGCUAAGAUUCAGUUGUUCAAUGUAGCCUAUACAAAAGACUACUUUAAUACUGCACGUCCAGAGCCCCAGAAUGGGUCCUCAAAUGAUGCAUCUGUAUUAGUUGAGCAUAAUACUGGUAAUUUGUUUGCUAAUUACUCAUCUUAUCCGAAGUUGAAUGAAACGACAACUGUACGUGAUCUCUGGAAAAAAGAGAUGAUGCAGCGUUACUUUGAAACGGACAAUACUUUCGGUACUCGCAUACGUGAGAAACUUGCAGGUCACUAUGGUGUGCGUUAUUCAGACCAACGUAUACAAAUACCUAUGUUUUGUGGUGGUUCAUCAUCAUAUACUCAAAUUUCCGAAGUGCUUUCUAACUCUAACGCUACGGAUGUACAAGGUAACUCUGGUCUUGGUGAUUUCGCUGGCAAAGGUAUAGCUGUAGACAAUGCCCAUUCACGUACUGAGUUCUUCGAGGAACAUGGUUAUUAUAUGACACUUCUUUCCGUUAUUCCAGAUAAUGGCUAUUGUCGUGGCAUGCAGCGCAGUUUCUUCAAAAAGAACAUCUUCGAUUUCGCUUCCCCAGAGUUCAAUAAUAUUGGUUGGCAAGAUGUCCUCAAUGAGAGCUGUUUUGCGAUGGCUUUAACGAUAAAGAUACGUCCCGACAACGUUAUCAAGAAUUGCAGGGGAAAAAAGGCUACUGCUGGAAUGUCCGAUAGAGAGCUUAAUUUGUACUUUGCUUGGAAAGAGCAACAAGAGAAGUGGUACGAAGGUUAUCGUUCUUGGUAUGAUUCCAACUAUAAUCAGCACUAUAAUUCAGAAGCUGAACGUUUGAAACGUUUGCAGGCUAUUGGUCAAAAUCCAUUCUAUACAGAAGGUAUUGGAAAUGACGCUAAUCUUUCCUCUUUCAAUAAUCCAGAAGCUCCUGCCUAUAAUUCCGAACAAGGUUCUAUGAUGAAUGUUAUAAAUAGCGUUCUUCAAGGUACUAUGCAAAUAGCAAGCUUUGCUAACAAUCUCCAAUCUUCCGAGGUUGAUAGAGAAUUAGUGCGUCAAAAGGCUAUAAGUCAAGGCUUGGAAAACUCCAAACAAAUGUACCUUCUUGGCUUCGGUUACGAUUACAAUAAUGGCGAAGUAAACAAAUAUAGUUCACAUGCUAUAGGACUCCCAGAGAAUUCACGUAAUGGAAAAGCAUUUUUCAAAAUGCAGGAUACUAUUCCAUAUUGGGCGGAUACACCUUUUGCACACUUGACUUCUGGGCAGAUAGCAAAUCUUCAGUCUAGCGGUGACUUGCGUAAUUACCAACUUAACAAUAUUAUGCCUUCACUCGCUAACCUUUAUCGCAUGCAGUCCGCCUUAAGUGGUCUUCCUGCGGAUAAACAAAAGAAUUUGAAGAAAAGGCAAAAUUAUAGACAAAGUAAGGGAGAUAGAUUUAUGCUUGCUGCUGCCUUUAACAAGAAGAAUGGUGGACGUAACUUCUUCCUUACUCUAACCUAUAAUGAUGAAGCAUUGUGUUGGGCUUUACCUCCUAAUAAGCACUCUGGCGAAUGGUAUCCAUGUUUUGAGCCGAAACACCUCAAGAAUUUGUUUAAGUAUCUCCGUGACGAUAGAGGAUAUCACUUUCGUUACUUCGUGUGUUGUUUGUGUAACGAUGAAGGUAAGCGUUACAAAUGGGAUGUACGUAAACCUUGGACACGAAUAAGUAACGGAUUUGGUAUUGAUGCAAUACCAUACCUCAAUGAAUAUAUACAUAAUGACGGAAAUAUUCGAGAUAAGUGUCCUUUAGUUACAGGCACAAAAGUUAAUCCGUUUAUAAACGGAAUUUUCGACUAUCUUGGUUAUGAUGUCUAUGGACUUUGUGACACUACGCAGGAUGAUGAAGAUAUUUGGAUUCAUAAAAUGAUGAUAGAUAAUCCUCUCCCUUUCUUGUCUUACCUUUGUAUUGUUCGUGAUUGGUACUGCGAUAGCAAUCUCCAGAAGGCAACUAUGAACGAUAUAGAUGAGAUUAUAGAGCUUUAUCGUGUUGCAUGUGCUGAGGGUCAUUAUCUACCUUCAUCGGAGUGGCUUCCAGAUGGACAAGAAGCUAAGAUUCAGUUGUUCAAUGUAGCCUAUACAAAAGACUACUUUAAUACUGCACGUCCAGAGCCCCAGAAUGGUCCUCAAAUGUAUGUACUUAAUCGUCCUUUUUUCGGUUGA
Messenger RNA from Cylicocyclus nassatus, 2637 nucleotides. NCBI's taxonomy places the organism in Eukaryota, Metazoa, Nematoda, Chromadorea, Rhabditida, Strongylidae. The record is from the annotation of a GenBank genome assembly.